Plasmopara halstedii is the source of this 246-nucleotide messenger RNA. RefSeq lists its product as uncharacterized. Bases 1 to 246 code for a protein of 81 amino acids. The transcript is spliced from 2 exons. The record is from RefSeq and is a predicted model, not a curated record. Lineage: Eukaryota; Oomycota; Peronosporomycetes; Peronosporales; Peronosporaceae.
AUGGUCGGCAAAACUAGCACUAUCUUUGCGCAAGAAAGUAACAAUUCAGGCCACAUACUCGAUUCAGGUACUGAACGAUGGGUCGUCGGUGCAAGUGACAUACUUGUCGAGAUUGGCAAAAGCAUUUCUGACGCAGUUACUCGCAAUGUUUUCUUAAAGUUUCCCGCAUCCGGAUUUCUCUUCUCUGCACUACAAUUGACACUUUUUGUAGAAAUAGUGGAUUCAUCAAGUCGCGAUGAGGCCUGA